This is a messenger RNA of Pungitius pungitius (ninespine stickleback), 1112 nucleotides long. RefSeq lists its product as uncharacterized. The transcript is spliced from 6 exons. The record is from RefSeq and is a predicted model, not a curated record. Bases 159 to 710 code for a protein of 183 amino acids. Lineage: Eukaryota; Metazoa; Chordata; Actinopteri; Perciformes; Gasterosteidae.
CACUGGCUGGCGGGGAGCUCAGGCUUGUGGUGGGCUGCUCGUCUGCGUGAAGCUGGCAUGGCCUCUCGUUCCGCUGCAUCUGUUCCCCAUUAGCAGAGCCGAGAGUAUAAAGCAGGGCGCUCACAGGGGCUGAGGACACUCGAGCUCCUGCCUGGAUCAUGGGGUUUACCGUCUGGCUGUGCGUUCUCUGCCUGCAGGCGAGCCUGCUGUCACACGCCCUCGACUGCUCAGGAGCGGCGCGCGGCGAGCCGUGUGUGAGGGGACGGACCGCAGACGGACCGUACGAUGAUCAGAAGGAGCAGAGGGCGCUACCCUCAGCUGAAGGGCUGGUUUUGUCCAGACGGAGGAGACAGUCGGCGCGGAGGGGUCCCACCCACCUGAGCCUCUCCAGCCUGCCCGGGUCCGUCUCCGUCAAAGGUUUCCCUCACACUCUCACCCAGGUUGAUAGGUCCAGGCGGCACUUGGCUCAAGCUGCGAGUGAGAAGAAAAAGAACCAGCGUAAAUCCCGCCCUGGCUACCUCUCCCUCCUUAGCAACGACAAGACAUCCAACCCCCUACAGGUGAUAAGAGCAAAAAGACAGGUGAAGGCCGAGCCUCCCAAGAGGAGUUCAGGCCGCUCCGGGGCCUUCUCUGUCCUGGGAGAUCCUCAGAAUGACGGACAGAACGACAGACCCAGAAGAAGCACACUGAAGACGAGUGCUGCAAAAUGAAAUGCUCUCUCUCAUGUUGGCAAAGCAGGACAAGGGGUGUGAACAGUAAAAAAGAAAAUCCCGCCAAAAAAAACAUAAACAAACAAUGAAGAAUUUCUGCUUAUUUGGUUCAUGUCAUUUUGAUGCACGUGUCAAUCAUUACUGUUUUAACUGUAAGCUAACUUACUUGUCUCAGCCAGCCUGCACUUGCAAAUACUUUUUAUACACUAUUUUAGGGUUACUAAUAUAUUCCUGCAUGAUAUAAAAUCAAGUCACACAUGAUCCUAUGUUAAUAUUAUAGUUUGCCAUUUUGUUCUAACCUAUUUAAUCAUAGAUUCCUUAUGAAGAUGGGGGGUAUAUUUUUGCAUAAAUAUUUCUUGUCUUGUAUCAUAUUUCAAUAAAGGUUUAGUAGAGACAUUUGAA